Messenger RNA from Trypanosoma theileri, 885 nucleotides. RefSeq lists its product as uncharacterized. The record is from RefSeq and is a predicted model, not a curated record. The transcript has a single exon. The coding region runs from base 1 to 885 and encodes 294 amino acids. NCBI's taxonomy places the organism in Eukaryota, Euglenozoa, Kinetoplastea, Trypanosomatida, Trypanosomatidae.
AUGGACGUUUCUCGGUUUUUGAAGGAAUUCAAGAGGGCCCGCAAGGAGACUAAUAACUCUGGUGUUAUUUCCCACGAUAAGAAUAGUGAGGAGUCACUUGCUUCAACUUCUCUCCCGGGCGAAUUGGCGCGGCAUCAACAAAAUACUUUCCAGGAGGAUGACUCAGAUGUUAGUGAACAAGGCAAUGAUGAUGAUAAUAAUGAUGAGAAUGUAACUCCUUUCUCACACUCGGGGGGAAAGCGCCAGAGAUAUGAUAACAUGUUUAGUCGCAAAGAUAAAACGGCUCCACGCGAAGGUUACGCAGAAAUACGAAUGUACCAAACAAAUAGCUCAGUUGCACCAGUAUCUGUCGGAUCUUCUGCGUUGCGUAGAAGGGCCCCAAUUCCUCUUUUACCUCGUGCGACAGCAAAGAAAAACUGUAGUUCAGUUACGGAUGCGUUACGUAGUGAGCUUUUAAGAAAAAAAAAUUCCCUUAGUCAAUCUGCUCUUGUUGAGGAAGUAUCUGUAGAGUCUGGUGUUCCAGGUAUUCUUCAAAAGUGUACAACGAGUGUUAGUGAUGAUGAUAAUCCUUCUGCUGCUGCUGUGGAAGCACUACUCAUAAGUGUGGAUGAUCUUCUUUCCUCCAGUAACGCUACUGUGGAGCAGCAAUUCCCCAUAGAUGUGAUAAGUAAUGUUGGCGUCGCAGCGAUAAAGGAGGAAACUCAGACAGAAAGUAUGAAAUCUCAAAUUAUACCUGAGAUAAUUCAACCAGUUGAGACAAGUCAUGAGAUUCCUAAAAAGGGUAAAAUAAGUAUGUUUGCUCGGGCAAAACUUCUCUCGACUGAGUCGGGUGCUGAAAAAAUAUCAAAGACAGAGGUUCUUGAAACGAGAAAGUUUUCAAAGUAG